Molecule: messenger RNA, 1687 nt
Organism: Drosophila grimshawi
Lineage: Eukaryota; Metazoa; Arthropoda; Insecta; Diptera; Drosophilidae
Gene: Syx17
Product: syntaxin-17
Exons: 2
Coding region: 228-1145 (305 amino acids)
Biological process (GO): exocytosis; vesicle fusion; intracellular protein transport
Cellular component (GO): endomembrane system; autophagosome membrane; SNARE complex
Molecular function (GO): SNAP receptor activity; SNARE binding
Source: RefSeq, a predicted model, not a curated record
AACAACAGCUGAAAUAUUAAUUUGCACCAAAACAAAAGAAUUAUUAUCAAUUUUAAAGAUGCAAGCAGCUGAAUUGAACGCAAUAAGAAUUGUACUACGUCCGCAGUUGUAAAUUAAAUGCGGGUAAUUUGCCCGCAGAAAUCAUCAAGAGCAGCUCAAAAUUAGGCAAACAGAUUUCACUUUCCACAGCAAACAAAAACAAAUCCAAAGUGCAAUAAAAAACAAAAAUGACAAACGACAAAUUACCGUUAAAGCAGGCGGCAGUUUCCGUGCAGCGUUUCCAGGAUGAGGCGGUGCCCCAUCAUCUGAGUCUGCUGCAGAAUCAUCGCAGCAACAUUGAAAAGAGUCUCGCUUUGGGCGACUGGCAGAAGAUCAAAAAGGAGGAAUUAAAUGCGAUGCGGGUAAUAAAACAAAUGAAGAAUCUGCUGCUCGAAAUGGAUGCGUUGCGUGAGAAACUGCGAGAUGAGGAUUUGGAGCGAUUCGAUGAUCUGAUGAAGCCUGGCAAGGAUAAAGCCUUCGAGGGCAUGAAACGAUUUGCAGAAUUGAAGCUGAAGUCGCCCAGUUCGCGGAGUUCUCGGUAUGACGAUCAGGAUGAGGAUCAGGACCAGGUGGUGAGCAUUGUGAAUGUGCCCGCCUUGCAACAUGCCCUGCCCCAACUGGAGACGGACUUCCAGCUGGAGCAGCAUCAGCUGGCGCAGCGAGAGGCAUGCUUAGUGCAAAUGGAGCAACUGCAGCAUGAGAUUCAGGAUUUGCAUGGCAUGUUCCACGGCAUGCGGCAGCUGACCCAGGAGCAGGCGACUAGUGUCCAAAGCAUAGCGGAUAACGCCGAGGAGGCAUUGGAGAAUGUGCAGCAGGGAGAGCGGAGUCUGAGGAAUGCCUUGGGCUACAAGAAAGCCAUGUAUCCAGUUGUGGGUGCCCUGCUCGGCACCUGUGUCGGUGGACCCAUUGGCCUUGUCGCCGGAAUUAAGGCGGGCGGAUUGGCUGCUGUGGGUUGUGGCAUAUUGGGUUUCACUGGGGGAUCUGUGCUGAAAAGCAAUCCAGAUGUUUUGCAUGGGAAUAUUGAGGAGCAACGGGGGCAGCAGGAGGGCAAUAACGAUAACGAUUCUAUGGAGACUUUGGAGUUGGCGGACAAAUCGCACGAAUGACAAACGUUGACCUUGGCCAGGAAUAAGAUGCCUCCUCGAGUUGCAGUUGCAAGUGGAGUUUUGUGCAGCGUGCGCAGCUUUUGUUCCAUACAGUGAAAGUGGAUGGUGUUGUGGAUGACGAGUAGACAUUGUGGAUGCUGAGUAUCUUGUGUAUUCGGUGUAUCCUUUGUGGAUUCUGAUUAGAUACACACAUCUGCUGUGGAUUCUGAGUAUAUGUUAACUAAUUCUGAGUGGAUGAUGUGUAUUCUGGGUAUCUGUGAAUUGUGUCUGCUGUGGAUGCUAAUAAUCUGUUGUGUUUGCUGAGUAUAUGCUGUAGAUUCUGCUUGUCUACUGUGCAUUCUCAACAUCUGUUGUGGAUUCCAGUAAAUAUAUAUAAUAAUGAAACACAUAAACACCGACCGUCAAAAAAACUAUUCGCCUCGAACAUCACCACAGCAGCAGAGUCAAGUCACCCCCUUAUUUUAUUACACCAUGCGUAAGCCGACAUUCACAAUGGAGUCCACAACAGAUACUCAGCGUUCACAACAGAUACUCAGCGUCCA